Antechinus flavipes (yellow-footed antechinus) is the source of this 8424-nucleotide messenger RNA. RefSeq names its product transient receptor potential cation channel subfamily C member 3 (gene TRPC3). The record is from RefSeq and is a predicted model, not a curated record. Gene Ontology annotation, biological process: calcium ion transmembrane transport; regulation of cytosolic calcium ion concentration; manganese ion transport. Bases 279 to 3053 code for a protein of 924 amino acids. Lineage: Eukaryota; Metazoa; Chordata; Mammalia; Dasyuromorphia; Dasyuridae. Gene Ontology annotation, molecular function: inositol 1,4,5 trisphosphate binding; protein binding; store-operated calcium channel activity. Gene Ontology annotation, cellular component: cation channel complex; membrane. The transcript is spliced from 12 exons.
AGGCGCACAUCUGUCCACUGUUGCUCAAGGUGCACAUCUGGCCGCCGCAGCUGGUUCCGGGGCUGGUUGGAUGGUGCAGGCUGAGCUGCUACGUGGGCUAGCCUCGGUUCGGGCUUUCCCUCCCCACCAGCGGCUGAACCGCGGGCCCUGCCAGGCAGCGGGACAAACGGGCCGAAGGGUGGGGACCAGGGCGGAGCGAGGCGUUAGUGAAGGGUUCGGGGGCCGCUCUCCCCAGCUCUGAGCUGAGCCCCAGCCCGAGCCGCUGCCGGCCCGCCGCUAUGUCCACCAAGGGCAAGAAGUGGAAGGAACCGGCGAGCGGGAGAGUGACCUUCCCGGCUCAGGAGGACGAGGAGCAACAGCUGCAGCAGCAGCAGCGCGGCGGCCGCUGGGGCUGGAGGGGAGUCAAUGGUGGGCUGGAGCCGCCGCCCCGGUCUGGCUACUGGGAGAACCCGGCCGAGCCCCUAGGCGGAGAGUUGCCUCGCUCCCCGCUGGGCAGCAGCCUGUCUGUGGAACGAAGCCCAUGCAUGACCAAGAGGCUGGCCAUGAGGGAGAAGGGCCGGCGGCAGGCAGUGCGCGGCCCGGCGUUUAUGUUUAACGCCCGCGGGCCGAGUCUCACCGCGGAAGAGGAGCGCUUCCUGGACGCCGCCGAGUACGGAAACAUCCCGGUCGUGCGCAAGAUGCUCGACGAGUCGGAGACCUUGAACGUGAACUGCGUGGACUACAUGGGCCAGAACGCGCUCCAGCUGGCCGUGGGCAACGAGCACCUGGAGGUGACGGAGCUGUUGCUCAAGAAGGACAACCUGAGCCGCAUCGGCGACGCGCUGCUGCUGGCCAUCAGCAAGGGCUAUGUGCGCAUCGUCGAGGCUCUGCUGAGCCACCCGGGAUUCGCGGCCGGCCGCCGCCUGACGCUGAGCCCCGGGGAGCAGGAGCUGCGGGACGACGACUUCUACGCGUACGACGAGGACGGCACGCGCUUCUCCCCGGACAUCACGCCUGUCAUCCUCGCCGCGCACUGCCAGAAGUACGAGGUGGUGCACAUGCUGCUGACCAAGGGCGCGCGCAUCGAGCGGCCGCACGACUACUUCUGCAAGUGCCCGGACUGCUCCGACAAGCAGAGGCGCGACUCCUUCAGCCACUCGCGCUCGCGCAUUAACGCCUACCGCGGCCUGGCCAGCCCGGCCUACCUGUCCCUGGCCAGCGAGGACCCCGUGCUCACGGCGCUCGAGCUCAGUAACGAGCUCGCCAAGUUGGCCAACAUCGAGAAGGAGUUCAAGAAUGAUUAUCGGAAGCUCUCCAUGCAAUGCAAAGACUUCGUGGUAGGUGUGCUAGACCUUUGCCGAGACUCCGAAGAGGUUGAGGCCAUCCUCAAUGGAGAUGUGGAUUCAAUGGAGGCAGUAGUUGGGCAGCGCCAUAGAGCAUCCCUGAGUCGUGUAAAGCUCGCCAUCAAGUAUGAAGUAAAAAAGUUUGUGGCUCAUCCCAACUGUCAGCAGCAGCUUUUGACUAUCUGGUACGAGAACCUCUCAGGAUUACGGGAACAGGCCAUCGCUAUCAAGUGUUUGGUGGUAUUGGUUGUGGCCUUGGGACUGCCAUUCCUGGCCAUUGGCUACUGGAUUGCCCCAUGUAGCAGGCUUGGAAAAAUCCUCCGAAGCCCAUUCAUGAAAUUUGUGGCCCAUGCUGCUUCCUUCAUUAUUUUCCUGUGCCUGCUGGUAUUCAAUGCCUCGGACAGAUUUGAGGGCAUUACAACGCUCCCAAACAUCACGGUCAUCGACUACCCAAAGCAAAUCUUCAGGGUGAAAACAACCCAGUUCACCUGGACUGAGAUGUUAAUCAUGGUCUGGGUUCUCGGGAUGAUGUGGUCGGAAUGUAAGGAGCUCUGGCUCGAGGGGCCGAGGGAAUACAUUUUACAGCUGUGGAAUGUGCUCGAUUUUGGGAUGCUUUCCAUCUUCAUCGCAGCCUUCACAGCCCGAUUUCUAGCCUUUCUUCAGGCCACCAAAGCACAGCAGUAUGUGGACAGUUAUAUUGAAGAAAGUGACCUCAGUGAAGUCACUCUGCCUCCAGAGAUACAGUAUUUCACUUAUGCUAGAGAUAAAUGGCUCCCCUCUGAUCCUCAGAUCAUAUCAGAAGGCCUCUAUGCAAUAGCUGUUGUGCUCAGCUUCUCCCGGAUUGCCUACAUCCUGCCAGCCAAUGAAAGCUUCGGCCCCUUGCAGAUUUCUCUCGGCAGGACUGUGAAGGACAUCUUCAAGUUCAUGGUCCUCUUCAUUAUGGUGUUCCUGGCAUUUAUGAUUGGGAUGUUCAUAUUGUAUUCCUACUACCUGGGGGCCAAAGUCAACCCUGCUUUUACCACUGUGGAAGAAAGCUUCAAGACUUUGUUUUGGUCCAUAUUUGGAUUAUCUGAAGUGACAUCCGUGGUGCUCAAGUAUGACCACAAAUUCAUUGAAAAUAUUGGUUAUGUUCUAUAUGGAAUAUACAACGUCACUAUGGUUGUGGUCCUUUUGAACAUGCUGAUUGCAAUGAUUAAUAGCUCUUACCAGGAAAUUGAGGAUGACAGUGAUGUUGAAUGGAAGUUCGCUCGCUCAAAACUUUGGUUAUCUUACUUUGAUGAUGGAAAAACAUUACCCCCACCCUUCAGUCUGGUGCCCAGUCCCAAAUCCUUUAUUUAUCUCAUCAUGCGGAUUGUUAAUUUUUCCAAGUGCAGGAGGAGAAGACUGCAGAAGGAUAUAGAAAUGGGAAUGGGUAACUCCAAAUCCAGGUUAAACCUCUUCACUCAGUCUAACUCCAGAGUUUUUGAAUCACACAGUUUUAACAGCAUUCUCAAUCAGCCAACACGCUAUCAGCAAAUAAUGAAAAGGCUCAUAAAGCGUUAUGUUCUGAAAGCCCAGGUAGACAAGGAGAAUGAUGAAGUCAAUGAAGGUGAACUGAAAGAAAUAAAACAAGACAUUUCAAGUCUGCGCUAUGAACUUUUGGAAGACAAGUCCCAAGCAACAGAAGAGUUAGCAGUUCUGAUCCAUAAACUCACAGAGAAACUAAAUCCCAGCAUGCUGAGGUGUGAAUGACUCAAGAGCCUGGGAUCUGUUGUUGACUAUAGCACAAACACAGGCAAUAAUAUUUCUAACAGCUAUUUGGUGGGGGGGAAGACUAUGUCAAUUUUUCAUAUAAAUUGCCUUUAUUAUGUGAAUCUUUCCUUGAAAGCUAAGACUUUGAGACCUGUUAGUUCAAUCCAUCAACAAAAUAAUUUUAUUCUAAUUGUCUGUGCUCUUUUUACCUUUUUAAAAAAAUAAGAGAAUUUUACAAAAAAGUCUAGUUAUAGAGGGCUAAUCAGGGAUCAGCUGGAUGAAGGUAGAGGGAGGUAAGCAGAGGUUUGACAUUUUGGUUGGAUCUCCCUUAAGAAGAUGUAGACUUGUCUAUUGUGUGAUGUUGUAGAAAGAGUAUUUAGAUAUAUUUUGAAUCACAGGACCUUGGGUUGAAUCCUGUUUCAUCCAUUUACUAUAGUUGUGAUUUAAGGCCAUUCAAUUUCCCUCUCUCAGUUUCUUCAUCUGUAAAAUAGGGGAGUGAGAAGAGAUGACCUCCACGAUCCUUGCCAGUUGAAAAAAAUCUAUGGUAAUCAAUUAGAUCAUGAUGAUUUUAUUGAGAAGACUGAAAACAUCUCCAGAGCUUAAGUACUUGCAAGUUAUUGAGGUCCUCUGAUUAAGAGUGAUUAAAUUUUUUGGGUACAAUUAGAUUGAUUCAGGCUAUGAAUUUGAGCUACCUCUCUGUAUUAGUAGGCACAAAAGGACCACUUGGUCUGAGUGUAGGUCUUCUGAGAGAUCCAGAGAUAGUUCAAAUCAGAGAGGUGAGAGCAGAUUAAUAACCCUGAGUAGGAGUGGGAGUGCAGAGUUAAAACUUCAAAGACUCCCCAGGAACCAAUCUUCCUUCCUCACAGUCACAGGGAUGGCAUCUAUAGAGUACCAUCCAACCUCAGAAGACCUCCUCUGUCCCAUCAUGGAGGUAUUAAUGGACAUUUUCACAUUCAUAUGGAAAACCAAAAUCUUGAACCAAGGCUCACUUCCUUAUAAAUUCAUCAAGUUGAUCAGCCUCUCCUAAUCAACUCUCUAUAAUACAUUAAACUAUCAUGGAUUGAUCAUUUUCCUUUAUUUACAACUGACCCUUGAUCAUUUACACUAAUUGGUUGACCAGAAAAAGAAAUUGUCUAAACCACAUCUUCCCUUGCAGCAAAUAGUCCAAAAAGAUUUCUUUGGAGAACUGUUGAAGAAUAAAUACACAUUUGAAUAUACAUCUAUAUGAAUAUAUAUAUAUAUGUUUGAAUAUACAUAUAUAUUCAAAUAGGGCUCAGGGAUAAUUGCUGAGACUUUUUUUUGGUUCUGAAAUUAUCAAUGUUGCCUUUGAGCCAUGAGCUUUGAGUCAAGAGCUUGAUAGCAAGAAGAUGUAUUGUAUUGUCCAAAGCAAUGAACAUUAUUUUGUGCUUUAUUUAUAUAUCUGCAUAUCCAUGAUGUAUAUUGUGUCCUUUCAGUCUAAGAUUCUCUUUAUCUUUCUCAAGUUAAUUUGAAUUUAGUCCCAAGGGCAUUUUCGCAGGACAGAGACUUUAAAUUCUCUGCCAGGCUGAAACCUUCUUGCAGGUUUCUCAUUGUUGCUUCUCAUGUUUAGCAGCUCAAUGUAAUAGUCACACUUAGUGAACUUUGAGUUUUUUAUGUUUUUUUUUUAUGUAAAGAAAUCAUGCACCAAAAUGAAGAGUAACAAAAGAAAAGUCCCAAGAGCUGUAUAGACAUAGCUAGAUUCUUGUCUGGGAAGUUUUGGGAAUGCUGCAUAAAUGUGACUAGAUACUUGUAUGGCCAGCAGAUGUCCCCAAGGAGAGCAGAUUGGUUAAGGAAAACUUUCUCCCUUCUAAUAGAAUGGGACAAGUCUUAAUCUCCCAGAUUAUUCUUGCUUCUGCCUAUAAAUCUUGUGUAUAGAGAUUACCUUUCCAAUGGCCGAUCCCUCUUUCCCCCUCCUCAUCUCUGAAAACUUAUUGGGGAAGAAAGUUAAAAAUUGCCCAAUCUGCUUUUAAACAGAAUUUCCAGGAAUAAAGAGAUAAACUCCCAAUUUUAGCUCAGGGCAAUGGCUCACAGGUUCUCAUAGUUGUCCUUUCCCCCCUAUUAUUUUUAGGAAAUUAUUAAUGAAAAUUAUUAAUAAAAACAAAAAUCAGAUCCUUCUGGUUAGAGUUACAGGUUAGUUGUCAGAUAACCUGUAAAAAUAUUUUUAUUCAAACAGUUACUUAGUCCUCCUAAUCUUCAUACCUAAAUAAAAACAGAAGCAUUUUUAAAUUGUGCUUGAUCUAAAGUAAACCAGAGUUGAAGUGCUAAUAAAUAAGGGAUAGCUUAACAAAAGUUAAAAAAAAAAAAAAGAUUUUAGGAUUUACAUCUUGAGUCUUUUAGAUAGAAAAGGAAGGGGGGAGGCAAAAAAGGAAUUCACUAAAAAUUUGGGUUUCCUCAGAAAAGCCCAAUCUCAUUCUCCCUAGAAGGAGUCUUAUGAAAUAUCCAGAUCUGUAAGCAAGAGAUAUCAGAAACUUAGUGCUUGUAAGUCCUCAUGCCAAACAUUCUCCAUUGCUGCUGCUACUGCAACCACCUGCUUUUUGUCUCCAGUAUAGGUAAUUGAGAUUUUGUGGACCAACCUAACCCUGCCCUUCUAAAAUCCCUUCCAGUCCAAAAUUGUGUAAUUCAUCCUGUCUCUUUUCAAGUAAGCAGGGAAAUCUGUCUAUGAAAUACUCAAUUGUAUCCCAAUGAUCUCUUAUACUUGCCUGAUGAUCAUGGGCAAUUCUAUCUCUAGGGGAACAUCUGUGUCCAUCACUGCCAACUCCUACUGAGAAAUGUUUUCAUCUUACCAAAUCAUUCUAGUCCAUCUUUUUCUGGUUUUGGUUCUAUAUCUGCAAUUUAAUCUCUGUAGAGAACUCUUUAUUGUGUCAGAGGCAAAUCUUCACCCCAGGUCUUUUCAACUUCAAAGCUGGUUCUCUAUCUACUAUGUCACACUGCCUCUUCAACUACAAUAUAAAAACCAGCACAUUUGUAUUUGAAGUCUAUUGGAAUGCAUUUGAAUACUCCUACAAUGCCUCAAACUCAAAUAUAGGAAGGCCAUCAUAAAAGAUGGAGAUUAUAUUUCUAUUUGCCACAAAAGAAAAGAAAUAGGAACAAUAUGUGAAGAUAAAAGGGUUGCAGAGAGUUAGAUUUGGGUCCUAUAUUAGGAAUGACUUUCUAGCAUCCUGGGCUGCCCCAGCAUGGAGUGUGCUGUCUCAUAAAGCAAUGGAUUUUUCCUUUUGUUAUUGGAGAUCUUCAAAAUUCUAUAAAGAAUUGAGUUUCAAGCCAAUAAGGCAUUGUAGCACAAGGAUUUGUACUUACCAAAUGAUUCAGCAAAAAGCAGGGAAAGACUCAAAGGGACUUCUACCAGCUAGUUUAAAUCACUUAGAGAUUUAUAUCCUGAAUCAUGAGUCUGUCCUGUUUCCCCCUCCCCUAAUCCCCUCCCCCCCAAGCUGUUCCCAUAGCACUUCGUUAGGAAUGUAAAUUGUAUAUUUUUUUUCUUAGUACAUUCAGAUGAAAAAGCCCUGCUUGAGUGGUAGAGCUAAAUACAGCUUCCUCAAUUCAGUGGCAUCUGGAGAUGCUCGUAAUUUUCCAAGUGAUAUAUUUUACAAUUUCUACCUUGAGCAUUUUGUUUCCGUUGCCAUUAGGGGGAAAGAAUCCCUUUAUGCUAUACCAAUAGCAUAUUCAUUCUAAAUAGCUUUCCAAAUUUCACAUGUAUUUUACAGUUAAAUAUUUGAUGUGAAGCCUCUGGUGUUAAUAAAAGACUGAAUAUUUUUCUAGUGUUAUGUGUUAAUAUGCCCUUAUAUUGACUGUGACAAAACUAUGAACUUUCGGUACUAUUUAAAUCCAGAAAUCUCUUGCUCUGUAGUCGAGACAGGUCCUAGCACAAAAAAAGAAAUGCCUUUAGCAACCUACAAUAGAUUGAUUAUAAGGUAAUUAAGAACAAAGGCAGUCUUUUGCCUCCUUUUUUUUUUUUUUUUUAAACCAUUCUUUCUGUUUAGCAACAGUCCCUGGCAUGUUAGGUGCUUAAUAAAUGUUUAUUGGGCAGCUAGGUGGUGCAGUGGAUAGAGCACCAGGCCUAGAAUCAGGAAGACCUCAAUUAAAAUCUGACCUAAGACUCUUACAAGCUGUGUAACUCUGGGCAAGUCACUUAACCCUGUUUGCCUCAGUUUCCUCAUCUGUAAAAUGAGCUGGAGAAGGAAAUAGCAAACCACUCCAGUAUUUCUGCCAUGAAAACCCCAAAUGGGGUAACAGAAAGUGGGACAUAACAUGACUUAAUAACAACAAAUAUUAAGGAUCUGAAUAUAAGUUCCUGGUGGGCUAAGGGCAAAAAUAUCCAGGGACCAAGAAGUUACUUCUUUCUUCCUUCUGGCCAGUCUAUCAGCAUAAGCAGUAUAAAACAGUGAAGCUGUGCCCCACUGAGUCAAUGUUCUAUCUUUAGUGAAUAUCUUCUCCCUUCUAUGAAUAAAUUAACCUUCCUUUAGUGAUUUCCAAAUGAUCUACAAGUGUUUCACUGCCUAAGCUCAAAUCUGAGCUACUGGAUUCUCCUGAAUCAGAGCUUGGCUUAUUAAACAGUAUUAAAAGUGAAAAAGGAGAAUCCACAACAAAGGAAGAGAAAGGAGAUUAUUAGAACCUAUUUUCUUCAAUCAUGUACUUAAAAAAAUCUUUUAAUACUGGAACAUUUACAAAAAUAUAAAAUACCUUGAUUCAUAGAAUAAGAAAUCUAUUGUUUAAAUAACAGUCUCAGAAAAAGAAAUUGGAAAAACCAUAAAUGCAUUCUCUUCCCCCCAAAAAAAACCCUCCCCAAACAGAUGGAUUUAAAAGUAAAUUCUAUUAAACAUUUUUUCUUUAAAUGUUUUUUUUUAAAUAGAAAUUUUUAAAUCAUUUUUUAAAAAUAGAAAAAGAUUAAGUUAUACAAAAUUCCUUCAUGGAUAGUCUUUAUAUUUAAACCAGGAAGAGGCAAAACAAAGGUAGAAAACUAGAUUGAUAUUCAUAAUGAAAAUUGAUGCAAAAAAUUAGUAAAGAGGUUAUAGGAAUAUAUUUAAAAUAAUAUAAGCUAUGACCAAGCUGUAUUUAUACCAGGGUGGUACUAAAUUGGGAAAAACUGCCAGGUUAUAAGUAGAUUUGUAUGUUAUAGCACAACCAUGAGACAUUACAGAUUGAUACAGAAUCUAGAUUUAAAAGAUCACAUAACAAAUUUAGAGAAAUAGGGAAAGAGAUACCUUUUACUGCUAUGUAUUAAAAAAAUGACUUUUGAGCAAGUAAGAGGGAUAGAGAGACAAAAAAUGGACCAUUUUUAUUGCAUAAAAUUGAAAAGUUUCUGUAUGCACAAACCAUUAUGAUCAAAAUUAAAAGGAACAAUAAAAAAGGUUGAAAUCUU